AUGGGGAAGGGUAAAGCGAAGGUCGUCCCUCAAGAGAGGAGGGACUUCAGGUCGGAACGAUUUAACAAUAGUAGCAGACUGAGAAGAGACUAUACGAAGCAGCUUGGAUCCACUGGGGCUCAGGCAGUUUGUACUGUAUUCCAAGAACCGCUUCACAAAAUCCUAGAGAAGGUGAAAUAUGAACCUUUCUUUCAGUGGCCGAACAAGAUGGCUGGCGAUCCUUCGAAGCGCAAUCAGAACCUGUAUUGCGCAUACCAUCAAGAGCCAGGUCACACCACUGAUGAAUGCAGGAACCUAAAGAACUAUUUAGAUCAACUUGUCCGAGAAGGGAAGCUGAGACAUCUGCUGCAUCGCCCUGAAGGAUGGCAGGAACCGUCGAACAAUGAAACCAGGCAAAAUACGUUGAGGCCACCCAUUGGCACAAUUAAUGUCAUUCUCGCCGCACCUGGGAGGACAGGCUCUGCCCCCUUCAGGGUAAUGUCAGUGAGCAGUUUCCCAAUUGAGCCAGAUGGCAGGGACCCCAAGAGAGCCAGAAUGAAUGCCACCCCGUUAAUCGGGUUCACGGAGGAAGACAAGCAAGGGACUAUUCAACCCCAUGACGAUGCCCUAGUCGUCACACUCAGAAUAGGAGGUUAUGACGUGAAGAGGGUAUUAGUUGAUCAAGGUAGCGCCGUGGAGGUAAUGUAUCCUGAUUUGCAUAAGGGGCUGAGCUUGAAGCAGGAAGACCUGUCGCCAUACGAUUACCCCCUGGUCAGCUUUGAAGGAAAAAUCGUUAUCCCGAAAGGCAUGAUCAAGUUACCUGUGCAAAUAGAUUCAGACGUGGUAGAAGUGAACUUCAUUGUCGUAGAUGCAUACUCCCCCUACACCGCUAUUGUGGCCCGGCCAUAG
Quercus lobata is the source of this 888-nucleotide messenger RNA. RefSeq lists its product as uncharacterized. Lineage: Eukaryota; Viridiplantae; Streptophyta; Magnoliopsida; Fagales; Fagaceae. The transcript has a single exon. Bases 1 to 888 code for a protein of 295 amino acids. The record is from RefSeq and is a predicted model, not a curated record.